This is a messenger RNA of Dalotia coriaria, 2036 nucleotides long. Its product is annotated as calponin homology domain-containing protein DDB_G0272472-like. Lineage: Eukaryota; Metazoa; Arthropoda; Insecta; Coleoptera; Staphylinidae. The transcript has 7 exons. Bases 204 to 1922 code for a protein of 572 amino acids. The record is from RefSeq and is a predicted model, not a curated record.
ACUGAACUCGACGAUAACGGAUUAACGGAAACUGCCAUGAGAGGUUAAAAAUUUAAAUUCAAACACAGCAUCGAGGCGCAUGCGCCAUUUGUGCAGUUGCUAAACGAUACUUACUGACAUUCAAAUUGGAUCUCAAAUCUUUCAUUUAAAAGCAAAUAUAUACACCUUUCUUCAUACUAACAGUUCUACAUAUUUUAUUCAAAAUGGAUAAAAGCAUCAACAAUGAAAGUAUGGCAAGCUUGAAGCGUAACAUUCAAAAGGAGAUACAACGUAUAGACCAUAAAAUCGUUUAUAUCACUAAACUUAAAGACGACGCACUUGAAAAUUUGCAACGACAAAAGAAUGAAUGCCGCGAAAAAGAACUUAUCGGCGAGAUUGACGAGGAAAUCGGUCACAUCCAAAAGCAACACGCCGCGGUACUCAUGCGACAAACACGUAUCCACUCGGCUAAGAAAGAUUAUUAUCAAUUGGAAGAAACUCUAGCGGACAUUAACAAUGAGCUUAUGACCAUACAAGAGCGACAUGACAAUGUAAUGCAGCAACUCGGCGAGAAACGCGACUUUCUGCAAGCGCGUUUAGGCUCUAUUGAAGCAAUGGACAACAUGAAAGUCAAAAUUGACGAAGACUUGGAGCGGGAAUUGGAGACGUAUGAAGAAGAGCUGGAAAGACUAAAAUUGGAGCGUCAAGAAUUACUAAAGAGAACCGAUAUGAGUCCGAGUGCUAUGGAACUUGCGUUAAGAAACAUUGAUGAACAAAUUGAGCAACUUGAAAGAGCACACAUUGGAAAGAUGUCCGCACUCACCCAAGCCAGCAGCCAAUUACAAGCGGAGUUUUCUAAAGCAUAUUCAUCGGAUAGGAAGAAUGAAAUUCUUCAAGAAUUAGAGAAACUCAAACAACAAGCCUUAAAUGCAACACCUUCGGAACUACUAAUAAUUGAAGCUCGCAUAGAAGAACUGAACAAGGAGUUGGAGCAGGUCGAAACACUUAUGGACAUUCAAGUUGAUGAAGAAGCCAGAACAACCGAAGCAUUGCUAGCACGCGGAUUGAAGAUGACGCCAUCGGGAAGUAUACUUACUGGAUCCGGGCGCAUCCUGACAAUUGAAGAAUCUAAAGAAUUGGGCUUGCUAGAAGGAAUCGUAGAUGACGUAGGUAGCCUGCACGAACGGGAUAAACUGAACGAACUAUUGGAGCAACGAGGGCUAACGCUAACCCCGUCUGGGCGUAUUCAAAUGGAGAAUGGCCAAAUUUAUUCCAUGGAAGACGCAUGUAAAUUAGGAUUGCUGCAAGGGCUAGAAGAAGAAUUAAUGAAGAUGCGAGGAAUUUCGUUGACGGCUUCUGGGCAUAUUCGAACCAAAGACGGCAGGAUCCUGUCGCGGGAGGAGGCCGAACGCAUGGGCCUACUUGCUGGCAUCAACCUCGAUGAGCUCUACGCGGUCGAAAGCGAAUCCGAAUCCAUUACGGAAUCAAUCGCGACAUCAACAAGCGGAAUGUCGUCGGCAGAUGUGCAUUAUUUAAAAACCGUUCUUGGAAGGCCACUGGCAAUUGCAAUGGCAGAGAUUACGGCUAAACAACCUCGCGACCCCAUUCAUUAUUUGGCUCAUUGGUUGUACAAGUACAGAUACAAUGAGGAAGUGAACGAAGUGAGAAAAAAGGAGCUCGCCGAUUUGUUAGAGGAAAGAGAGCGGUUGGCAAAAGAAGCCUUGCGCCAACAAGCUGAAGCGGAUGCACGGGAUGUCCUGCUCGAGCUGUUGCGACGUCUCGAUGAUGAAGUGCAAAGCGAUGAUAACGAUAAGGUAGUCCAGCGCAUCGCAGAAGAUGAAGCUGAGGUAGCAAAUGAAGCGGAGGAGACUGAUCUGGAGUCCGAGGCAAGGGACACGCUCGGCGUUUACCGCGGCCCGACACGUGGGCAACAGCUUAUCUGAGAUAUUUUCACUCACCUUCAUAAAAAUGCGGCGCUCUCAGGUUGGGCAUGUCUCGUCGCUGUACCUGCAACAUAAACAAUAUUUAGUCAAGUAAACUUAAAUAUUGAGCCGCAA